Molecule: messenger RNA, 1203 nt
Organism: Serpula lacrymans var. lacrymans S7.9
Lineage: Eukaryota; Fungi; Basidiomycota; Agaricomycetes; Boletales; Serpulaceae
Exons: 8
Coding region: 1-1203 (400 amino acids)
Source: RefSeq, a predicted model, not a curated record
AUGUUCAAGGGCAUUUUAUCCUGCCUGGAUGGGUUGGGAGUGCUGUGGGGAGAGAUCGGGGUGGGAGGGAAGGAUGAGGAUGGGAAUUCAAAGGGAGUAUUGGACCGAGGGAGUGUGAUGUCUGGGGGGGGGGCAUCAACAGCCUCCCGGGGACAAAUGGGAAGGGGGCUGGGGGAUGGCAAUGGCAGCCUUGCCACGGCAUCCAAAACCUCCCUGGCAGGAGAGGGGAUGGCCUCUUUCAUCCUGGCAAUCUCGGGGCCGGGAUGGAUUGCAUUGGCAUCCAUCUCCCUGGGUUCUCUAUGGGACACCCGGGGAGGCCUCCUUGAAGGGGGAAGAGGGGGUGAAUGGCAUGCAGCAGGCAGAAUUGUCCAGCCUGCACUGUUUGCACCGCUCCUCCAUGCUCUUCCUCUGCAGAUCCUCUACACCCCUGCGUUGGACAGGAACUAUGGGCCAGUACAUAAUGGCCUUCUUAAUGUGCUUGUUGGCUGUGUAGAUCUUUUCUUGGGUGGAAAAAAACAUUGGGAUGGUGUUUUUGGUUGGGGAGGUGUUGAAAGUGUCACAAAUUGUGCCCAUGGGAAUUUUGAGAAAAAUGCAUGUGAUGAAAGCUGGACUUGGUAUUUAUCAAAUGCCAGAAAUGUUGCAAAUACCAACUCCCCAGUACAAAUCCAGUGCCCGGGAACCAUCCUCAGCAAUUUCAAUGGAAAAGGAGUGCUUGCUUUUAGUGUUGGUGCUCUAUUUGUGACAGAAAAACCAAAAGAAAGCACAGAGACAAAUGUCUUUGACCUGGAUAAUAGUAUUGUUAUAUGUAAAUAUAUGCCCAAAAAUGUCUCAUGGAUGCCUCAAAUCCAUCAGGACCUUAGAGGGCAGAGUUAUCAAGAUUUAAUAAUAGCUCAGAUAUCUAUCAAGAGUGGAGGACAACGUAGAAAACAGAUUAGUAGCCAGAAAAAAACUUUAAAGGUGGUAAUCCAGAUAAAGGAACAACACAGUGCAGCAGACAUUGCUGUUUGGGAAUGGCUGCAGGACCUAGUCAAAUAUUUAGGGGAAGAUAGAAGGAGUUUGGAGGAGAGUAAUGUGGAUAGAGAUGAAGAUGGAAUAGUGCAAAAAGUGUACAGAGUGAAGGCAAUGUUUUGGAGAAAAAAUGUUGAGAAGGAACUCGGUAUUAUUAAUAAGACUCAACUCCAGGAUGACAACUUAUACUCAUAA